UAAAGUAAAUUUUAAGGAGUUCUGAUCCUGAUAAACUGCCUGCGGAAAAAAAAUUACAAAUAGUAAAAAUAUACAAUUUAUUAAUAGUAACAUCAAACAAUUAUACUGAUAAUUAAAGAUAACAAUUCAACACUGAAAGAUAUCAAUUAAAUCAUUAUCAUAAAAAAUAUAUUUUAUCUCAAACAUCAAUAAAAUUUUGAAAAUAUGUUUUACUGCGGAACAUUACAAAGAUUGGGUCAAAAGUACUUGAUAAAAUCUAAAUUUACUUCAAUUACUAUUAGUAAUAGUGUUAACCGAAUUUCAAAUUUAUCCAAAAAUUUUUCAACUUCAGGUGUUCAAAAGAUGAGAUUUGUACAGUUUACGAAUAAAAAAGGUGGACCACAACAUCUUGGUGUACAAUUGAAAGCUGGCGGCGACAUAAUUGCUAUUUCAUCCAUAGAUUCUAGAAUACCGAAUAAUUUAAGAAAAUUUUUGGAAGGUGGAGAAGUUAUUCAAAAUAAAGCGAAGCGAAUUAUUGUUGAAAGUCGUAGCGUUAUUCCAGAAGCAGAUGUAAAUUUAUUAGCUCCUAUAAAUCGAAUGGACAAAUUAGCUUGUGUUGGCCUUAAUUACAGUGGACAUUGUUCAGAACAAGGCGUUGAACCACCGACAAGCCCAGUAAUUUUCAGUAAAUUUCCUAGUAAUAUUGUCGGUCCCACAGAUGAUAUCGUACUACCUUCAAUAUCUGAUAAAGUUGAUUGGGAGGCAGAGUUAGCAAUAGUUAUUGGUAAGAGCGGUAAAAACUUGAGUACUGAAGAUGCCGAAAAUUGCAUUUUUGGAUACACAGUAGCACAAGAUGUUAGCGCUCGUGAUUGGCAAAAAGGUAAACGUAAUGGAGGACAAUUUCUUCUUGGCAAAGCUAUGGAUACGUUUUGUCCGCUUGGGCCUGCUGUGGUAACUAAAGAAACUAUAAGCGACAUCAAUAAUUUAUCAGUUCAAACUUGGGUUAACGGAAAGCUCAAGCAAGACGGGAACACAAGUGAACUUAUUUUCAAACCUCGUGAUAUCGUAGCAUACAUUUCCCAAUUCAUGACUCUAUUACCCGGAGAUGUUAUUUUGACAGGAACUCCAGCGGGAGUAGGAUUCACUCGUAAUCCACCAGAGUUUCUUAAGAAAGGCGAUGUUGUGGAAACAGAAAUCCAAUCUAUUGGCCGUUUAAUAAAUAAUGUUAAGUAAAAAAUUUUGUAUAAUAUAGAUUUAUACUACCGACAGAAAGUUUGAAAGCACUUGCGAUUUUUGUAAAAGAAAAUCGUAACACAAUUUUAUCUUUGUUGUCUAUGAGGUUUUCUAAACAGGGCUGAUCGGGUAUUGCGUCUCUUACCUCACUAUCAUUUUAAUUAUUUUACUAUUUUUUAAUCAAUCGUAGUGGACCACCCAAUAUAUAAUAAUAAUUCACUAAUGCAUUUAUAUAAUAAUAAGUCAGAGGAUUCUUAAAAUUGAUUGACUUGAAUUCAAAUCAUUUUACAGUCGAAUUCUAUUAACUCGGAACUUCCCCUCAAUUUUGACCCCCACUAUGAGCUGCGCUGUCUCCCACCAAUGCUAUAUAUUUGUACUUAUGUGUCUGUAUGUACUUGAUGUAGAUGAAAGUGCGCACGCGCUGUAGUUUAUUUUUUUUAAGAGAGGGGGCAUUCGAUAAGUUGGGAUUUCCAAGAAAUUUCCGCUUCGUAGAUUAAAUGUUUGAGUUAAUGGAAUUCGACUGCAAAUUUUCCUAAUUAGAGUCUUACAAAUGCUUCUAAACUCUCUGUCGGUAGUGUAUAGUUAUAUAAAUUUAAAAAAUUGUUUUUGAUAAUAUUAAUUUUUUAAAAAGAUGAACAUUUUAUACAGUGGUUUUGUGGAUAAAUGGAAUAUUACAUUAUUUUAAUUUUUGUAUUAUAUUAUGUUGUUAUAAAAUAUAAUUUUUAAUAUAA
This is a messenger RNA of Microplitis demolitor, 1943 nucleotides long. RefSeq names its product fumarylacetoacetate hydrolase domain-containing protein 2. Gene Ontology annotation, molecular function: hydro-lyase activity. Bases 205 to 1212 code for a protein of 335 amino acids. The record is from RefSeq and is a predicted model, not a curated record. Lineage: Eukaryota; Metazoa; Arthropoda; Insecta; Hymenoptera; Braconidae. The transcript is spliced from 7 exons.